AUGAUCGAAAUCAGGGGCAUGCUGCAACAACUCAUUGGGACAAAUGGAAAGAUGCAAGAGAAGUUAGCUGCACAUGAUUCAGCAAUCAAAGGAAUUGAAACUCAAUUGGGACAGCUAUCUAUGGCCUUGAAAAAUCGCCCACAAGGAACAUUGCCUGCAGAUACAAACAUUAAUCCAAAGGAGCAGAACCCAAAUCAGCUAAUGGCAGUGAGUCUCAGGAAUGGAAGAGUUUUGGAUACGGAGCAAGAAGUUGCUCAAUCUAGGAGAGAGACAACGCGAACUACUCCAGUUAUAUUAGAGACAGGUGGGUCAGCAGAGCUCACCGAGGUUGUAAUUGAACAGGCACAGGUUGACAAGGGUAAGGAGAAGGAAGGUGAACAACUCCCAGAACAGGUGGUAGAAAAAGCUUCCAACAAAGAAAAGACACAAAGCAGUGGGCAGAGGUUGACUCCUGCACUAUUCCCUCAGAGGUUGGCAAAGCAAAAUAAAGAUGAUCAAUACAGAAAAUUCAUGGAAAUGCUCAGACAAAUUCAAUUAAAUAUUCCACUGAUGGACGCUUUGAGGGAAAUGCCAGGGUAUGCAAAAAUGAUGAAGGACCUGAUGUCGCAAAAAUUUGACUUCCAGUACCUAUCUACUGUAACUCUGACGCAGACCUGCAGCGCGGUAGUGACAAGGCCUAUGGCUCAAAAGGUGUCUGAUCCAGGUAGUUUCACUAUCCCAUGCACCAUUGGGCGUUAUUCUUUUGCUAAAGCAUUAUGUGACUUGGGAGCCAGUAUAAACUUGAUGCCAUUGGCAAUCUAUACAAAAUUGGGCAUUGGCAGAGCUAGACUGACCUCAAUGUUGCUUCAACUGGCUGAUCGCGCAGUCAAAAGACUGACAGGAAUUCUUGAUGAUGUGCUUGUUCAAGUGGGAAAGUUUGUAUUCCCUAUAGACUUCGUCAUUCUUGACUGUCAAGUGGCUGAAGAGAUACCAAUCAUUUUGGGAAGGCCAUUUUUAGCCACUAGGAGAGCAUUGAUUGAUUGUGAGACUGGAGAGUUGAAAGUGAGGUUGAACAAUGAAGAAAUAAUAUUCAACGUUCAACAAUCCAUGAGGAGACCCAGCGAAUUUGCAAAUUGCUCGCUAGUGAAGGCCGUGGAUGUAAUACUGCAAGAGGAGGAUGAGACCACUAAUGUCAGGGAUCCACUAUAA
Messenger RNA from Nicotiana attenuata, 1188 nucleotides. RefSeq lists its product as uncharacterized. Bases 1 to 1188 code for a protein of 395 amino acids. The transcript has a single exon. Lineage: Eukaryota; Viridiplantae; Streptophyta; Magnoliopsida; Solanales; Solanaceae. The record is from RefSeq and is a predicted model, not a curated record.